AUGUCCGCAGGACGAGGUCAGCCAAUUGAAAGCCCAUCCAGACAUAUCCAGACCGUCGAGACGCUGGAUAUCUACAGAAUCUUUGGAAAAGGUGAACCACAAGUACUCUCCAAUCGGGAUACCGGUGACGUUCUCGGUGAUGUCUCCUUCAUCUGCACGCAAGGAUCCGGCGCAGAGUACGAGUCGAAGUUCAUCACGCACUGGCAAGUGGAGGUUAGCAAAGCUUUUGGCCAGUAUGCCUUGUGUAACUUCAACGGCACCGCCAACGUUUGCAUGGGUGCAGGAUCUCAGUUGAAGCGUGUGGGCCGCAGGGGCUCGCAAAUCCAGUCUGGCAAGAAAGCAAUUGGGCAGUGCGACCUCAAUGCGGACGUGGGCAGCCAGUACAGCUUUCCAGAAUCAGGGGAGUGUCCUCCCAACGUUGUGCCGAGCGAAGCCAAUGGCUGCUUCUGGGCCAAUGCAAGGCCUUUGCGCACCGUGGCGGCGAACUGCGUAAUGCAGGACCGCAAGCUCCUGGAGGUCUGCAAAACGGAGUUUGGCCACGCUCCAUUCACGAAGUCUGCAGCAAUCUUCAGAGACGCACUUGCCUCUGCGGACGUGUCCACGGGAGGAUGUCCCGAUGCGCCGGUUGCCACGAUCGUCGUUUGA
Molecule: messenger RNA, 645 nt
Organism: Symbiodinium natans
Lineage: Eukaryota; Dinophyceae; Suessiales; Symbiodiniaceae
Source: the annotation of a GenBank genome assembly